Messenger RNA from Botrytis deweyae, 3026 nucleotides. RefSeq lists its product as uncharacterized. The record is from RefSeq and is a predicted model, not a curated record. Gene Ontology annotation, molecular function: oligopeptide transmembrane transporter activity. The transcript is spliced from 8 exons. NCBI's taxonomy places the organism in Eukaryota, Fungi, Ascomycota, Leotiomycetes, Helotiales, Sclerotiniaceae. The coding region runs from base 145 to 2484 and encodes 779 amino acids. Gene Ontology annotation, biological process: transmembrane transport.
AGGCAAUGAAGUAUCGUUAUCUUCCCUCGCUACAAUGUUGGUUCAAUGUUGGGGUAGGACGACUAUUUGCAUUGAAAUACAAAGACACAUCCUGACUGCAUUUCGUACAACACGAUAACAAACUUUCUUUCCAAUGUUAUCAAAAUGUCGUCGGAAAUAUCAGCAAAUGCAAGGCAAGAUUUGAAUGAGAAAAGUGGCAAAGAUCAAGAUGCUGAGAUCAAAGUGGGAACGCAACACAUGCAAGAAUUGGAGGUUGACGUUGGAAAAAUACUCAAUGAUGAAGGGCUGGAUGAUAUAGAAGGCGAUACAUCGCCAUAUCCUGAAGUCAGAGCCGUAGUUCCAGAUGUCGACGAUCAAGCCAUUCCUGUCAAUACUUUGAGGAUGUGGAUUUUAGGGUUUGCUUUCACUAUGAUUGGUGCUGGCAUCAAUCAAUUCUUCAGUCUUCGUUACCCCUCGGUUCAUAUUGUUGCACUCGUUGCUGAACUUCUGGCAAUGCCUUUUGGCAUACUUUUGGCAAAGAUUUUACCCCUCUACACUCUUAAUCUCGGGCCUCUGGGGAAAUGGUGUAUCAACCCCGACAGGCAUUUCAAUAUCAAGGAGCAUACUGUGGUAACUAUCAUGAGUAAUGUCAGCUUUGGCUAUGGAAGCGCAGACUCAACGAGUAUUAUUCAAGCUGCAAAAGCAUUUUACAACUUUGAUUUGAAGCCUGGCUUCUCGAUUCUUAUCGUCCUUUGUUGUCAAAUGAUGGGCUUCGGGGUUGCGGGACUAUCUUCGCCUUGGUUGGUAGAACCUGCGUCUAUAAUUUGGCCAGGAGUGCUGUCUAAUUGCGCUUUACUUUCCACAUUACAUUCUCGAGCAAAUGCAAUCGCCAAUGGUUGGAAAAUUAGUCGAUUGCGAUUCUUUAUGUAUGUUAUGGUUGGAGCGGGAAUCUGGUACUUCUUUCCCGGUUUAAUAUUUGUGGCUCUCUCAUAUUUCACUUGGGUCUGUUGGAUUGCACCAAACAACCUGAUCGUCAACCAUCUGUUCGGAAUGGUUACAGGUCUCGGAUUGAGUCCAAUCACAUUUGAUUGGUCACAGGUAGCAUACAACACAAAUCCUCUGCUCUCGCCAGCGUGGGCCGCUGUGAACGUGUUCGGUGGUUUUGUUAUUUUCUUCUGGAUUGUUACCCCUGGUCUUUAUUAUUCAAACGUAUGGUACACAGCCUAUCUUCCACUUUGUUCGGCUGAUGUAUACGAUAACACUGCAUCCCUAUACAACGUUUCUCGCAUCAUGACUUCGUCGAAUACCUUGAACGCAACUGCAUACGCCGAAUAUUCACCUGCAUACCUUCCUGCUACAUUUGCUUUUGUAUAUGGUAUAUCUUUCGCAGCCAUUACAGCUGUUCCAGUGCACAUAUACCUCUGGCAUGGCACUCAGAUUCUCGAUGCAUUUGCUGGCCGAACUAAAUUGGAUAUCCAUGCUCGUUUGAUGCGCCUCUACUCACGGACUCCCUGGUAUUGGUAUGGGGCUAUCACCAUUAUAAUGCUUGCAUUAGGUAUUGUGAUGGUCGAAGUCUACGAUACGACCUUGCCGUGGUGGGCUGUUAUACUAGCAGUAAUCAUACCGGCAUUUUACAUGAUUCCAUGUGGUAUUAUUCAGGGGAUAACCAACGUAGAUGCCAAUCAACUCAAUGUUCUAGCCGAAUUCAUUGGUGGAUACAUGUUUACUGGACGACCAUUAGCGAACAUAAUUUUUAAGGUUCUCUCUACUGAUGUAGUGGGCCAAGGCCUGUACUUCGCUCAAGAUAUGAAACUAGGUCAUUAUAUGAAAGUGCCGCCUCGAACUCUUUUUUUCGCACAAGGAAGUGCCACUAUUCUUGGGGCUCUUACACAAGUUGGAGUGACUCUAUGGAUGCUCGGUAAUGUCAAAGAUAUCUGCUCGGAAGAUCAGUCGAAUGGUUUUACGUGUCCAAAUGGCCGUACAACCUUUUCUUCCUCCGUCAUUUGGGGUGCAAUUGGACCAGGACGAGUAUAUUCUAUUGGUAAAAUUUAUUCUGGCCUGCUGCACUUCUUUUGGAUCGGCGCACUUAUGCCGGUAAUCACGUGGGUUGUGUGGAAAUAUUGGAGGAAGGGUAACGGUGAAGAGAGAAGCUGGAUACGACUUAUCAACUGGCCGUUGAUAUUUGUUGGAACUUAUAAUGUGCCACCUGCUACGGGCAUCAACUAUAGUAGUUGGGCACUGGUAAAUUUGACAUUCAACUGGUGGAUCAAAGCAAAAUGGUUUGCGUGGUGGUCCAAGUACAAUUACGUCUUAGCAGCUGCACUGGAUACGGGUCUUGCACUUUCAGCAAUUAUAAUAUUCUUCUGCAUUACAUAUCCUGGAGCUCAAUUUCCAGAUUGGUGGGGCAAUACAGUUUACCUCAACACGGCAGAUGGAAAUGGUCUUCCAUGGCUUUCAUUACCUGAAAGUGGUAGAUUUGGCCCGGCAAAUGGAACAUGGAGCUGAAGUUCUCAAAUCUUAAGCUAGGGAACGAAAUCUUGUGAUGGAGUCUUGACGCUGAGAGUCUGUGUGAAGUAAAAAAGAUGAAAUUUAUAAUCAACAUCGGAGACCCUGGCACACCCCCUCGAUUUGCACACCCAACUACGAUAUGGGAGUAGUUCGCUAGGAUAUCUGAGCAAAAAAAAGCAAAAAACAUACAACAGUAGGGAUUCGCUGGUGGUCACCCACCCAACUACUAAUCUACCGAUCUGAGGCUUGUGUAUGGCAGAGCGGACGGGAUGCCCAAUUCUCCUCAGUCUAUGGUCGUAUGUGACAAGAAUGGGCGGAUUUGACUAUAUGUACCUCACUUAGCACCCUAGCAUGCUGUGUCAUCGUACUACCUAGUUAGAGAGGAGGGGAAAUGUUGUACAUAUUGAUGGAAGGUUCUUUGCCAACUUAUUUAUACUGUGAUGCUUAGGACUAUGGAGCGCAUGUAGAUUGUGAUAACUUCUUAACUGAUAGCAACUGAAAACGAAUGGCUACUUCCAACCACACAAUCAGCUUUUCAC